Messenger RNA from Miscanthus lutarioriparius, 486 nucleotides. Lineage: Eukaryota; Viridiplantae; Streptophyta; Magnoliopsida; Poales; Poaceae. The record is from the annotation of a GenBank genome assembly.
AUGCACGCGCCAGCCAAGAGCGACAAGCACCCGGUGAUCUCCGGCAAGCAGUUGGCCGACGCCGACGGCAUCCUGUUCGGCUUCCCGUCGCGGUUCGGCAUGAUGGCGGCGCAGAUGAAGGCGCUCUUCGACUCCACGGGCGGGCUGUGGCAGACGCAGGCGCUCGCGGGCAAGCCCGCGGGGUUCUUCUUCUCGCUGGGCACCCAGGGCGGCGGGCAUGCAGGAGGAGACGGCGCUCACGGCCGUGUGUCGCAGCUCACGCACCACGCCAUGGUGUUCGUGCCCGUCGGGUCCACGUUCGGCGCCGGCAUGUUCGACAUGGACGAGGUCAGGUGCUGCAGCCCGUACGGGUCCGGCACGUUCGCCGGCGCCGACGGGAGGAGCAGGCUGCCCAGCGACGCCGAGCUCCAGAUGGCCGUGCACCAGGGCAGCUACUUUGCCGCCUUCGCCAACAAGUUCAAGGCCGGAGCGGGCGUCGUCGCCUGA